AAGCUUUCUUAUUGCGUCACCCAUCACCUUUCUAACCGCGGCUUCUCGCUACACCAUUCAAUUCCUUCCAUCACCGUACUUUCCCCUUACCUACCUCCUGCCUCCUCACGUCUCCGUCGCAUCGACAACUACCGAUCCUGCCGACUCCGACGCCGAAUACGGUGCGCCCUUUCUAUGUCAAUGGGCUAAAUCAAACAACAACAAUGUCCGCGCCAAACCCAGAGUUACGACGGCAAGUGAUCGCCAUCUACAAGGAGCUGCUGAACCUCGGUCGGGACUACCCGCAGGGCUUCUAUUAUUUCCGGCCGCGACUUCACAGGGCAUUUAUGGCAAAUGCGCAUUUACGUGACGAUGAAACCAUCAAAGAAGGUAUUGAGAGGGCCAAAUUUGUCCAGAAAGAGAUCGAAGCACUGUAAGUCGAACACUUCCUUUUCGAACCGAUACCAUUUACUUGAAAGCCUGGAUAUCGACCAAUUUAUACCAAUUAUCCUUACGAUCGCUCAAUGUAUUACCUGAAAAGGUAUCGCACGCUUAGAAAAAGGUAUGGAGAAACGUGAGGGGGUGUAGGGGGCGU
Molecule: messenger RNA, 574 nt
Organism: Hypoxylon trugodes
Lineage: Eukaryota; Fungi; Ascomycota; Sordariomycetes; Xylariales; Hypoxylaceae
Product: complex 1 protein
Exons: 3
Coding region: 204-416 (70 amino acids)
Biological process (GO): respiratory electron transport chain
Cellular component (GO): mitochondrion
Source: RefSeq, a predicted model, not a curated record